Penicillium manginii is the source of this 1623-nucleotide messenger RNA. RefSeq names its product Amidase. The coding region runs from base 1 to 1623 and encodes 540 amino acids. Lineage: Eukaryota; Fungi; Ascomycota; Eurotiomycetes; Eurotiales; Aspergillaceae. The record is from RefSeq and is a predicted model, not a curated record. Gene Ontology annotation, molecular function: catalytic activity. The transcript is spliced from 3 exons.
AUGGCAACCCAGGCGGAAAUGCUCUCGCUAGCAAAUAAACUGUCCAUGGAUAUUCCCGAGGAUGAGAUAGCAGAUUAUGAGACGUUUCUGUUACGCACAGAGAAGACAAUACAAGCUAUUGAAGCAAUGGAAGGCAAGGCCGAGAUCUCCCCCGCAUUCUCGACUGCCAACUACCAGCCUGAACCUGACACGACCAAGCAUCCCAGACGAAAUAUCCGCUUCCCCAAACCCGAAGACAACACCCUUGGAGCAUGGGCCUGGCGAUUCGAGCUUUCGUCCGAUUCCCCAACUUUGAACAUCUUAAAAGGCAAAACAGUCUGUUUAAAAGAUAAUAUCUGCGUUGCCGGCGUACCAUGUUUGCUCGGCACAGACACAUUUCGCGACUGGGUCCCACAUACAGACGCGACUGUCGUAUCACGCAUCAUCGACGCUGGCGGGGUCAUCACUGGCAAAGCCGUGUGCGAGAAUUUGUCGCGCGGGGCAGUCAGUGCAACCGCUGCGACAGGCCCAGUGCACAAUCCAUACGCGCGGGGGUAUUCGGUCGGUGGCAGCAGUUCAGGCACGGCCGCUAUUGUGGCGAGCGGCGGGGCAGAUAUGGGGAUCGGAUGUGAUCAAGGGGGUAGUAUACGGAUUCCGGCGGCUUUGACGGGAUUGUAUGGGUUUAAGCCGACGAUGGGGCUCGUGCCGUAUACUGGUAUCGCGAGCAAUGAUGCUAGUUUGGAUUAUGUUGGGCCGAUCGCGAAUUCGCUUCUGGACACUGCGUGCCUGCUAGAAGCUAUUGCUGGGGCAGAUGGUAUGGAUGAUCGAUCAGGGCCUGGAAUUCCACUUCAAAGAGACGUGCCCCCUUAUUCGGAUGUGCUCAAACAGGGUGAUUUUUCUCUCCAAGGCGUUCGAAUUGGGGUGCUGAGAGAAGGCAUGCCGACUGAGAUAAAUCCGGAUGUUUUGACGAAGUUCAGGGAUGCCGUUAAUUCAUUUGAAAAGUUCGGAGCUCAAGUGCAGGAUAUUAGCAUUCCUCUACACUCGCAUGCGCAAAGCUUGUACAGCGUACUCAGCAAGAUGGGGAAUCAUAUGGGAAUGAUGGGCCAGGCAACGGGUCGACGACAGGUGAUGUUAACGGAUCUUUUCGAAAAGAAAGGCCUUCCCUAUACAUCUGAAGCCGUGAGCAAAAUGAGCGUGAUGUGCAAAGAGGGUCUUCUCAGUGGCGAGUUUGCCUGGAAGCACCACUCAACCGUCUACCCAAAGGCUGUCAACAUAUUGCGCAAGCUGAAAGACAAGUACGACGAGACAUUCUCUUCUGUCGAUGUAAUUGUGAUGCCCACCACUCUAUCAUGCGCAAGCCGACUGCCCAGCGUGGAUGCAACACCAAUUGUCCAACCCGAAGCGGCACAAGGAAUGAUAAACAACACAUGUGCCUUCAAUGCUACAGGGCAUCCGGCACUUGCAAUUCCGAUUGGAUUUGUUCCUGCCCAGGAGAAUCCGAGUGUGAAAUUGCCGACUAGCAUGCAGAUUGUGGGCAAGUGGCACGAUGAAUUGAGGAUCUUGCAAGUUGCAUACGCAUGGGAGCAAUCUGUCAAGGAUGAUUUAGUGAUGUCGAAGAUUGAGAUGGAAAUGAGAGGACCUUGA